Messenger RNA from Striga asiatica, 2815 nucleotides. The record is from the annotation of a GenBank genome assembly. Lineage: Eukaryota; Viridiplantae; Streptophyta; Magnoliopsida; Lamiales; Orobanchaceae.
UCUCCGAUCACACCCUCGUCCUCCACGCCGACCCCCUGGACACCAUCAGAUCGGUUCACGAGAAAAUCCAGUCCAUCACCGGAAUUCCCGUCAUCGAGCAGCGCCUCAUCUACCGUGGCAAGCAGCUCCAGUGGGAACAGACUCUCUCCGAGUGUGGGGUUCAGAACGAUGCCGGCCUCCACAUGGUCGGCCGCAUGCGCAGCACCGGCCACCCUCAGGCCUGGCAGCUCAUCAACGAUGUCGUAUCCCAGGUCUUCUACCAAUACAAGAAUAACCCCUCUUCCCAGACUUUCUUUCCCCCCACCCCCCGCAAAACCGUCAAGUCUAUGCUCCUCGAGUUCCUGUCCAUGACCCCAAGAACGGAUACCGAUCAAGCCUCUGGCCAUCUCCAGAUUUUCAGCGCCUCCUCUGCCCCAGCCGCCCUAGUGAUGCUCUACAUGUCCCCUUACAAGCCCAACCGGGACGUGGCUGGUGAUGCCAUCACGCAUUUCAUCACCUCUUGCAAGACAAUCUUGCCCAAGCAACACUAUCAUCUCUGUGUGCCCAUAGUUAUGGAGUUCUGUAAACUGUUGAGUAGGGCCGUGGGGACAGAUGACUCCUUGUACGCUCUGUGUAGGAGUAGUUUGGGGACAAUGGUGGAGUUCAUCGAUAUUGGGGAGAAAAAGGACUCAGUUGGGCUUCGCGACGUGUUCUUGUUUGUUUGCGAGUUGGCUACCAAACUGUCUUCUGACCUGGUGGCGAGUACCCAGUCUGGAUCCUUCUCGGCUCCCUCGAUCUCUGAUGUUCAAGAUUUCGCAGCCUUUGUGGCCCCUGUGAGGAAUGGGAUUAAGGCAGACAUAGGAUUUUGUGGGCCCAUUCGAGUUCCAUUGAGCGAGGAGCUCUGCCGGCUGCCCCUGUGUUUUGCGAAUGAGAUUGUCGUCUUGCACGGGAUCUUUUUCGACCUUCUGAGCAAAUUGGAGAAGUUUAUGGUGAAAAUUGAAGAGCGUCUGGACCGGGCCAAGAAACGUGAGGGUGAGACCUUUCAUGUCGGGUGCCAGUACCUUGAUCUUCUGAAGGAGCUUAAUAGUACUUCCAAACUCUACCAGGGCUGCGAGGAGGUGUUCUGGGAGACUAUGAAGCAGAGGAAGAGUGCCGUGUGCUAUCUGAUCUUGAGGUGUUCUAGGAGGAGCGACGAUCACAUCUGGAUUUCGGAGUGUAAGGAGGUAACCAAUUUUGAGGCAAGGAGACACCUGGCGAUGAUGCUUCUUCCUGAGGUGAAGGACGACUUUGACGAUCUGCACGAGAUGCUCAUCGACCGAUCAAACUUACUGGCGGAAUCAUUCGAGUACAUUAUAAAUGCAGAUUUGGAAUCCUUGCGUGCGGGCUUGUUCAUGGAGUUCAAGAACGAGGAAGCAACCGGUCCUGGCGUGCUGCGGGAGUGGUUUUUCUGCGUAUGCCAAGCAAUUUUUAACCCUCAAAAUCCGCUCUUUGUGGCUUGCCCGAAUGAUCGUCGAAGGUUCUUUCCAAAUCCAGUUAGAGCCAGCUUUCCAGGAAAGGCUGUUGGAGUAAGCGUUGGAGGUAGUGCGGAAUUCGUUGCUCCUGCUAAGGAAACUAAAGAGUAUGCGGCUGAAAAUGACACAUCGACCGUGGACCCUCUCGACCGAGAAUACUUCAAUUUCGUGGGAAAAGUGAUUGCCCUGGCCUUGAUGCACAAAGUCCAGGUUGGCAUCGUGUUUGACCGAGUCUUCUUCCUCCAGCUGGCGGGGCAGCCCAUCACACUCGAAGACAUCCGGGAUGCGGACCCCACUCUGUACAGCAGCUGCAAGAAGAUUCUAGAAAUGGAUCCAUCUGCCGUGGACCAGGACACACUAGGCCUGACGUUCGUGGACGAGAUCGAGGAGCUGGGGAUGAGGCGAGUGGUCGAGCUCUGCCCUGGUGGGAAAAGCUUGUCCGUGGACAGCAGUAACAGGGGAAAGUACGUGGACUCGCUUAUUCAGCACAGGUUCGUGAAGGAGACGGCGGAGCAGGUGGACCACUUUGCAAAGGGGUUUGCUGACAUACUGAGCUGCAGGCGGCUGCAGAGGGGUUUUUUCCGGUGCUUGGAGGCAGGGGAUCUUGACCGGAUGCUUUACGGCAGUGAGGAUGAUAUUUCGGUGGAUGAUUGGAGGUCCCACACGGAUUAUCAUGGGUUCAAGGGGACUGAUAAUCACAUUUCCUGGUUCUGGAAGAUUGUUGGGAGCAUGACAAAGGAGCAGAAGAAAGUUCUCCUUUUCUUCUGGACCUCGAUUAAGCAUCUUCCGUGUGAGGGUUUCAGUGGGUUGGCUUCUCGACUUUACAUCUACAAAAACUCUGAGUCGUCCGAUCGGCUGCCAUCAUCUCACACAUGCUUUUAUAGGCUCUGUUUUCCAGCAUACCCCACAAUGUCUCUAAUGCGUGAUCGGCUUCGAAUUAUCACUCAAGAGCAUGUAGGUUGCAGCUUUGGUACUUGGUAAAGAUAAAAACACACAAAAAUCGGGCGAUUUUAGGAUCGUGCACAUAACUUAGAAAAAUCUGUGGUAGGUUUUUUUGUACAUAAAUGAUAGAUGAUUUCUCUUUAAGAAAGUCUUUCUUUUCUUCUGGCUUUGGCCCUUAUGUAAGGAGGUGUUAGCAAACAUGCCACACCGGCCAAUGUUUCUUUUGACAGAGAUUGUAAUGUUUUAGUGGUCCUCUUUUGAAACAAUUGGUAAGGUUAAUUGAGUUAAAUUUAAAAGGCAAGUGAAGAUGGAAUUGUUUUAGUUUCGGAUUUAUUUAUUUGUUUGUUUAUUUUAUUGAAAAAGAGUAUUCCGAAUGUGUGGCA